AUGCCCCGGAAUGACGCCAGUUCCCGCUUCAGCUCUAUGACGGGCUCCAGCACCGACAGUGCGAGAUCCAACAUCACUGUGAAGCCGCUCCCCUCUCUCCCUCCAUCGGCGUCAUCCUCUUCUCCUUUCGCCGCCUCCUCAAACCAAACCAGCAAUGCGUCCCGGUCCGCUUCUCAUGGCUCGCGCAGGGCUGCCCCCUCGCGCCUCAAGACUGACGAGAACGGCCAAUUAAGUCGGUCUUUCAAGGAUUCUGAUGCUCAAGUCUCGCCGACCUCCACCUCGCGCCUUGCGCUUUCGCCUUCUUCCAUCACCUCCAGCAAUUCCAUUCGCGAACAUCGAAUGAGCGACCUGGCUGACUACCGACGCGACUUGGCCAUCCUCGACCCCGCCGGAGGAAGGGCAUCGCGAACUCAACAAAACAACCCGUCCUCUGGCUCUCUAAGUCAGAUCGCGCCCUGGAUGGCGGCCGCACCGACGCCGGCUAGUUCAGGGCCGUUACCCACUAGCUUUUUCAACGACUCGACAGACAACCUGUCACUUAGCUCGCAAACUUCGCCGGGUCUCCGCAAUGCCACAGCGCGACCGUCCCAAACGACGACCGGGAGUACUGAAUCCCCAGAAACCUUGUAUUUCACCGAUGAAAGACGUCCGUCGAUUGCGAGCAUCACCACAACUGCAAGUAGCCAGGGCUCGAGGGCGAGUGGUGCCAGAGGCGGGAUUCGAAAGCUCCAGGGGUUUUUCGGAGAGGAGUUUCCGGGUCGUGAUUCCUCCGAGAUCAGUCUCUCUCAUCCCAUCGUGGGGAAAGAGCACCGCUCGCAUUCUUACAGCCAUGCACGGCCACAUCGGGAUCGCAACUACUCCAAUGCCACAGAUCACGGCAGGGACGCAUCACCGGCCUCCAGGCCUCGAACACCCGUACCGAAGCCGGAAGUUGUGCCUUUCCUGUAUCAGGAAGCUGACGAUAUCGCGCGCUACGGAGAAGCACCCGUCCGAGACAUCCUGAGUGGGCCGGAUCGCGAACGCUUCGUCAAUGAUAGCUCCCAGCAAAACAAUCCGCCAAAAACGUCGGGUUCGGGCCGUUCCGGACACUCAAUUGGUGUGCAUUUGACCGGACACCAUCACAGACACAACAAGAGCAACGAGGAUCCUCGGUCCCUUCGGCCCACUGUCAGCCGGGAAGACUCGACGAUAAGCGUUCCGAAGGAUCGGAACGGCUCCUCCACCAUGUACGGCACCCGGUCCCGCGCACAGAGUCCCGCUCCGAGCACAACCGGUAGUUAUUGGGGCCACAAGAGCGGUAGUACCGACGGCCAAACCUCACCCGGUCAACCGAAAAAGAGCUUCCUUGGACGGCUUGGAAGAAGGCUCAAAGAAAAGGACGAUGCUCCAGAUCUGAAGAAACUCGGUCCAGCGUCCCAGUCCUCUUUACAUUCCCGGCCCUCCCGACAAGAGCUCUCCAAAGCUGACGGCCAGUUCGCGCGAGGUGCGGACGGGAAAUACCAGCCUGAUGUUCGGGAUGGUAUUCGCCCGGAUCUUGCCCGUCCAGCUAAUGGACCUCAAACGUUCAACAAGUUUUCCCUUUCCAAAAAGGCCCCUAGAAGCAAGACGCAGGAUGACCUGGACGAAGCUAUUGGCCCCACCGAUAGGCAAGAUGUCGGCACUGUGUUUCACCUCGACACCAAUCUUAAUAAUAUGGAUGGUAUUUUGAGCAAACCGGCGCCGCUCACCCCCAUGAACGCUCAUGAAAUCUUUGACGAGGUCGGCUCAGGCAAGGGAUCAAUCAGUUACCCGAGUUCCAAUGGGGCAUGGAAUGCACCGGACAGCUGGGCUGUACUGCGAGAUGACGACGCCGGGGCCCAGCUCCCAGACACAGAGGACAUUGGAAGCCCGCCGAGGCCGGAGGAAAAGCAACACAACUAUUGCAUCCGGGUGUUCAGGGCAGAUGGCACGUUUGCGACCCUGCAGAUGCCACUCCUGACGAGCGUCUCAGAGCUCAUCAACCAAAUUGUCAAGAAGUCAUACUUGCAGGAUCCGGAUAAAUUCAAGCUGGUCUUGAAGAAACAUGAUCUCUACAAAGUCCUCCAAAGCACCGAUCGUCCACUGCUGCUACAAAAACGGCUCUUGGAACAAGUGGGAUUCGAAGAGCGUGACAGGAUAGAGGACAUCGGCCGCGAAGACAACAGCUACUUGUGUCGAUUCCUUUUCUACCCCUUCACCGACAACAGCUAUGAAGUGAUGGAUCAAAUGGAGUUCCUUCGGUCCCAGAAAAACAACCACAUCGACCUAUCAGGCCGCAGCCUGUCUGCCAUUCCGGUUCAACUCUAUCCAAGGGCGAACGAAAUAAUCUCUCUCAACUUGUCCAGAAACUUGUCGCUCCAAGUCCCGCGAGAUUUCAUCUCGGUGUGCCCAAAUCUGCGCGACAUCAAAUUCAACAACAACGAGGCUCGAGCUUUGCCCAAGAGCUUCGGAUAUGCCAGCAGACUCACCAUGUUGGAUGCCUCAAACAACCGUCUGGAGAGCUUGGAAUCUGCGGCUCUUCACAAUCUCACCGGCCUUCUCAAGCUUAACCUGGCGAACAACAAGCUCAAGCAACUACCGAGAGAGUUUGAAGCUUUUGCUGUGCUUCGAACGCUCAACAUAUCCUCCAACCUCUUGAAUAACUUCCCUCCCUUCUUGGCCAAGCUGGAAAAUCUUGUGGAUCUCGAUCUGAGCUUCAACACGAUCCAAAGCCUACCAGAUAAUGUCGGCCAGAUGACGAGUCUCGAAAGGCUUGUCAUUACCAAUAAUGAGCUCUCUGGUUCAUUGCCCCCGUCUUUCAAGAACUUGCGCAGUCUCCGUGAGCUUGAUAUCAAGUACAACGCCAUCUCUAAUAUUGACGUGAUCUCCCAGCUGCCCAAACUAGAGAUUCUUUCGGCCACCCGCAACAACAUUUCCCAGUUCAGCGGCACGUUCGAACGGGUCAGAAGCAUCAAGCUGAAUUGGAAUCCCAUCACCAAAUUUGAGAUCAAGGCCCCGGUUCCUACCCUCAAGGCUCUCAACUUGUCCAACGCCCAGCUUGCAAGCAUCGACGAAUCGUUCCACAACAUGUCCAACUUGGAACGGUUAGAGCUCGACAAGAACUACUUCGUCUCACUGCCCGCUCACAUUGGUAAUCUUCGAAGGCUCGAGUACUUCAGCAUUGCGCACAACUCGGUAGGUGAGUUGCCUCCCGAGAUCGGAUGCCUGACCGAAUUGAAGCGGCUGGAUGUUCGGGGCAACAAUAUUCGAAAGCUUCCCAUGGAGCUGUGGUGGGCAAACAAAUUGGAUUACCUCAACGCAUCCUCCAACGUGCUGGAGAAUUUUCCAAAACCCGCAUCCCGCGCACCCCAUCCUCCUGGAGAAACAAACGGCAAUACGAGCUUCCCAACUGGCAGAAUUGGACCACCAACCGGCGCCCUGUCUCAGACACCAAGCGCCGAGGAGCUCAACGAUCCUUCAAGACGCCCAAGUCAGGCUUCGAGUAGCCUGCUCAGCGUUGGGCCAUCUCCCGUUCCAGGGGGUGCUGACAGGAAGAGCUCUAUGGUGUCUGUUUAUGGGAAGGGUGGGCGAAAAACCUCCGUCAUCUCCAGAUCAACCACACAGAGCAGCACCGCCCUGGCGACGCCGACAGCCAGCUCUAGGAAAGAUUCGAGUCAUACACAGCGACUAACUAAUACCUUUGCCGGAUCGCUUCGAUACCUAUAUAUGGCUGACAACCAGCUCGACGAUGACUGUUUCGAUCAGCUGUGUAUGCUGGAGAAUCUUCGUGUCCUCAAUCUUUCCUAUAACGACUUGAGCGACAUGCCACAGCGUUCCAUCAAGUCCUGGCCACAACUGGUCGAGCUGUACCUGUCAGGGAAUGAACUUGCAAGUCUGCCUGCGGACGACUUAGAGGAGUACAGCAUGUUGCAGACGCUCCACAUCAAUGGCAACAAGUUCACUAAUUUGCCUGCCGACAUUUCUCGAGCCAAGAAGCUCACUGUUUUUGACUGCGGCAGCAACUCUCUCAAAUACAAUAUCGCCAAUGUGCCGUACGAUUGGAAUUGGAAUCUUAAUCCCAAUCUUCGGUACCUCAAUUUGUCUGGAAACAGACGGCUGGAGAUCAAGCAAAGUUCCGUUCCCACGGCAGCUCAGAAUCGCGAGCAAUACACCGACUUUGGUAGACUAACCAAUCUUCGAGUUUUGGGUUUGAUGGAUGUGACGGUUCUCAACUCUACACUGCCUGAUCAAAGCGAGGACCGCCGUGUAAGAACGUCUGGCUCUUUGGCAGGGUACAUGCCCUAUGGCAUGGCCGACACUCUGGGAAGCAAGAACGAACACCUCUCCACCAUCGAUCUUGUUGUCCCGCGCUUCAACUCGAAUGAUUCGGAAACUCUUUUGGGUUUGUUUGAUGGCCAGGCGCUCAGUAGUGGUGGCUCUAAGAUCGCCAAGUAUCUCCAAGAGAACUUUGGGCAUAUCUUCUCUCAGGAGUUGAGGGACCUGAAGAAUACCGAGAAUCCUGCCGACGCGCUGAGACGGUCCUUCCUCUCACUUAACAAGGACCUCAUUGCCGCCGGAAACACACACACCGAGGACAGGUCUUUGAUGGUGCAUCGCGGCUCGACGGCCCCUCUUGUCCUCAGCAGAGAGGAUAUGAACUCGGGUGGUGUCGCCACGAUUGUCUACAUUCAGAACCAGGAUCUGUAUGUCGCCAACGUUGGUGAUGUACAGGCAAUGAUCAUCAAAUCAGACAGCACCCACGUCAUGUUAACAAAGAAGCAUGAUCCUGCUGACCCCAACGAGCGCACGCGUAUUCGAGAAGCCGGCGGGUGGGUAUCUCGGAACGGCCGACUCAACGAUCUUUUGGAGGUAUCACGAGCCUUUGGCUAUUUGGACCUGAUGCCCGCUGUCCAGUCGGCACCAAAUAUCGAGAAACAUACGAUCGGCGAGCAUGAUGAGAUGAUCUUGAUUGCAACCAGAGAAGUGUGGGAGUAUCUUCCAAAAGACGUCCUUGUCGAUGUCACCCGUUCGGUGCGCCAGGAUCCAAUGCGUGCAGCUCAAAAAGUCCGAGAUUUGGCCAUGGCGUAUGGGUGCUCGAACAAGAUGACGGUCCAGAUGCUGGGCGUUUCCAACCUUAAGGCAAGAAGGGAGCGCUCACGGCAGCACAAGGGGCAGAGCAUGCCAGUCUACGCCUCACUUCAAGACGACGGCGGCUCGUCAACUGGCAUGAGGAGAGCCCGAAAGGCAAGGGAUGGCCCUCUGGACUCGACGCUUGGACGACUCGAUGCAGAGGUGCCUGCUCCCACAGGUCUCAUUGCUAUUGUUUUCACAGACAUCAAGAACUCGACACAACUGUGGGAAACGUAUCCCGAAGCCAUGAGGACGGCCAUCAAGAAUCACAAUGAGCUUAUGCGACGUCAACUGAGGACCAUUGGUGGUUUCGAGGUCAAGACAGAAGGUGACGCUUUCAUGGUCUCCUUCCCAACUGCUACGUCAGCUCUCUUGUGGUGCUUUGCCGUCCAAUGCAAGCUGCUCCACUUGGACUGGCCGGCCGAACUCUACAACUCGGUCAAUUGCCAACCAGUGUACGAUCGUGAUAAUAACCUGAUCUUCAAGGGUCUGUCGGUGCGCAUGGGCAUUCACUGGGGCGAGCCUCUCUCAGAGCCUGACCCCGUCACUCGCCGGAUGGAUUACUAUGGCCCGAUGGUCAACAAGGCUAGUCGUAUCUCGGCCUGUGCGGAUGGCGGACAGAUUGCCGUGUCUUCUGACUUCAUUGCGGAAAUUCAACGGUGUCUCGAACACUAUCAGGAGCCGACGAGCACGGCUGUUGACCUCAAUGAAGACAGUUUCGCGACCGCCAUCCGGAGUGAGCUGCGCAGCUUGAGUGGGCAGGGGUUUGAAGUCAAGGACAUGGGCGAGAAGAAGCUAAAGGGCCUGGAAAACCCCGAGUUUAUCUACUCACUCUAUCCCCAUGCACUCUCCGGCAGAAUCGAGACCCACAGCAAACACGAGAAGGAGCAAGCCCAGGACCUCAGGGAGAUCAGGCCUGCUAUCUUGAGCCCCGGGAGCGAGCUUUCGGUUGAACCAGAUGACAUAUGGAGUCUCUGGAGAGUGGCUCUGCGCUUGGAAAUGUUGUGCAGUAUGUUGGAGGAUAAUAGCAAAGCGCUUCAGCCACCAGAGACAGGUCUCCUAGACAGGAUGAGGCAACGGGGAGGAGAGGUGUCGGAGGACUUUUUGGUCAACUUCCUGGAUCAUCAGGUUAGCCGGAUCGAGACGUGCAUCAACACGAUAUACAUGCGUCACCUCGUCUCGCAGAGCAGCAUAGGGUCCAAUUUUGGCGCGUUGCGGGGACCGAUGGACGAGGUUCUCAAGGUGGUUGCCGAGCAGUUCCAGCUGGUAGCUGAGUACAAAGCGCGGUAUGGUGACCUCCGUGCUUGA
Molecule: messenger RNA, 6435 nt
Organism: Podospora anserina S mat+
Lineage: Eukaryota; Fungi; Ascomycota; Sordariomycetes; Sordariales; Podosporaceae
Exons: 4
Coding region: 1-6435 (2144 amino acids)
Biological process (GO): intracellular signal transduction; cAMP biosynthetic process
Molecular function (GO): protein binding; adenylate cyclase activity; magnesium ion binding
Source: RefSeq, a predicted model, not a curated record